This is a messenger RNA of Sodiomyces alkalinus F11, 1104 nucleotides long. RefSeq names its product uroporphyrinogen decarboxylase. Gene Ontology annotation, molecular function: uroporphyrinogen decarboxylase activity. Gene Ontology annotation, cellular component: cytosol. The coding region runs from base 1 to 1104 and encodes 367 amino acids. The record is from RefSeq and is a predicted model, not a curated record. NCBI's taxonomy places the organism in Eukaryota, Fungi, Ascomycota, Sordariomycetes, Glomerellales, Plectosphaerellaceae. Gene Ontology annotation, biological process: heme biosynthetic process. The transcript is spliced from 3 exons.
AUGGAGCACCAGUUUGAACCCUUGAAGAAUGACCUGCUGCUUAGGGCAGCCCGAGGUGAACCCAUUGAACGGCCACCGUGCUGGAUCAUGCGGCAGGCCGGCCGCUACCUCCCCGAGUACCACGAAGCCAAGGGCACCCACGACUUCUUCGAGUGCUGCCGCUCGCCCGAGAUCGCAUCGACCCUGACCCUGCAGCCCAUCGACCGGUUCGACGGCCUCCUGGACGCCGCCAUCAUCUUCAGCGACAUCCUCGUCAUCCCGCAAGCCCUCGGCAUGACCGUCGAGAUGGUCGACAAGAAGGGGCCCCAUUUCCCCCACCCGCUCCGCGACCCGGAAGACCCGCAGUACGCCUCGGUGCUGUCGCGCGACCCGGCCGCCGCCGCCGCCGCCCUCGACUACGUCUACGCCGCCAUCACCCUGACCCGCACGAAGCUCGCCGGCCGCGUCCCCCUCAUCGGCUUCUGCGGCGCCCCCUGGACGCUCCUCUGCUACAUGGUCGAGGGCGGCGGCAGCAAGCUCUUCGCCCAGAUCAAGCGCUGGAUCUACGCCCACCCGGACGAGUCGCGCCGCCUGCUGGCCCACAUCGCCGACGUGUGCGUCGAGUACCUCGCCCUCCAGGUCCGCGCCGGCGCCCAGCUCGUCAUGGUCUUCGACUCGUGGGCCGGCGAGCUGGGGCCCCGCGAGUUCCAGCGCUUCGCCGAGCCGAGCCUCCGUCGCAUUGCCGAGGGCCUGCCCCGCCGCCUUGACGAGCUCGGCCUGCCCCGCGUGCCCAUGACGGUCUUCCCCAAGGGCGCCUGGCACUCGCUGGACCGCGCCUGCGACUUGGGGUACGAUGUCGUCGGGCUCGACUGGCUCCAGGACCCGGCCGAGGCGGUGCGCAUUCGCGGUGAUCGUAAGGUCACCUUCCAGGGGAACGCCGACCCGGGUGUGCUGUACGGUACCAAGGAAGCCAUGACGGAGGCGGUGCAGACCAUGGUGGACGGAUUUUGGGGUGGCAAGAGGGGUUGGAUUGCCAAUUUGGGCCACGGUAUUACGCCGGGCGUUAACCCGGAAGACUUGAGGUUCUUCCUGUCGGAGAUUCACCGUCUGACAAAGAGCACGUAA